UGCAAAUAGUCCAUUUAUAUUUAUUUUCAAUUUAGUCUUCUCUAGUAUUUAUAAGACUGAUAUAUAUUGAACCCUGCUUAGUUUUAUCUGCUAAAUCAUGAAAGAAGAUGACAGGACAUAUUCCAUGCCAUUUCAGGAAUUAUGGAGAAUCACAGUUGGUAGAUCAUGCCUAAAAGAUGCCGAUCUUGUUGGAAAUGAACUGAACAAGAAUAUUCAAUGUCUUGAAAACUGUUUGAAGUACUAUAAGACAAACAGCGAAGAAUCGAAGAAAAAACUGAAGAAUAACAAAAGCAUCUCAUCCAACCUGCAGACAUUUUGUUUGAAGCUAGCAGAGUUUCUGAAUCUUGAUUCUGUUCAAACGCUGAAUUUGAUAUCUCAAUAUUCAUUUUGUGAUUUUCACGGAUCAAAAGAAAAAUUCAACGAACUUUUAGAAGAUGACAGAAGUCAUUUUGCAUUGAUCGGAAAAAUAACCGAAUAUUACUUCAGUGAAAGGUUACAUUUACUGCGAAUCAUAAAGCAUGCACUCAGCUAUUUUGAAGAUAAAUCUCAUGAAUUUCAGCAAGAAUAUGCAGAAAUUGUCAACAACUUAAAAUCAGAUCUCAGUAAAAAUAUUUUUUCUCAAUAUAAAGAACAAUUUUCAUCUGAUCCUCCAUCAUCUAAAUCAAGGGGUUCUAGUUUCACACAUCAGGUGAUCGUGCCAUUUGCCCUCCAAGCAGUAAAAGAACAAUGUGAACUAUUGGAAAUCUUAUUCAUGUAUUACUCUCAUUUUGAAAUGGCUCCUGAUAUCUUGCUACAACUCGGCAAAACAUUUAAAGAUCAGGGUUAUGGUGCUGGUCAUCCACUUCUUGAAGUGACGGAUACUAGCAAUCUUGCACAUCUCCUAUCUCGAUUGAAUAUAUUGCAACAAUUGAUAUUAAUUGAAGGUUUUGACAUGGAAUAUCUUCAGAGAUUGGCAGAAGCCGGUGGUACAGACCAACAUAAAUUAAGUCAGAAGAAAACAGAAUUCAAAGAACUUGAUAAAAUAUUUUGUUCACUGACUGAAAUACCAGCAAUGUCUCCUGUACUUCUAGCAUGGGCAACUAUCAGAUAUCAGAUUCUACAUGAUUCUGGGAGCAAUGUUACACAACGGCUCGGAGAAAGAGUUAUCGAACAGAAAGUUUGGUUUCAUAUCAUGCAAGUUUCUGAUCUUCAUCCAGCUGAAAGUGAUUUGCCUGUAGCGACAACUUCAAGAAAUGUUCUUCGACGUUUAUUAUCUUGUGUUACUCAUUCAUUCCAUGAAGAUACAUUGGGUGAUUAUGGAGAAUUAAUGGAGGCUGUCACUAAAGUUUUAUCCUCUUCAAAAACAGCAGCAGAAGCGUUUUGGUCUGAGAAGAAAAGAGGAACAGGUCUUCAUCUCUUGUUAUCAUCUGCAUCGGGAUAUUUUCCUCUUCAUCUCAGUCCAAUGAUGAAAUUGCUAACUGCUUUAACAUCUGGAGAAAUAUCUUCUUAUGAGGUUUUUUCUUUCAUCUCGAAUCUUCCCUCGGUAGCAGAAUAUCUGGCAGCUCGUGGUACAGAUGAUGUUGAAAGCAAUGAGAAUGGGUCGCACUGGAAAUUACUUAUGAAUAAAAAUCUACUUGUUGCAGGGGGUUUUCAUCAUUUCAAGGUGCCAAUGGGAACUGUUGGUAAUCUAAUCGACACUCAACUAGGAGCAAUGGUUCAGUGGCAAACCAAUGUAAAUGGUUGGAAAUUCUUUCAAGCUGAAAUUGAGAAUCUCCUUCAAUACAGAGGUCAAAGUUCAGAUUUAGAAGUUCUUGGCUACGUUGACAAAGCAAACUUGAUUUAUGGUUUGUUAGAAAAAUUAUUGGAACCGCUUCCAAAGUACAAAAAUUUGGCGAAGAAAAAUGAAAUCAUGGAAAAUUUAGAACCAUUUAUUGAGAAAAUAUUUCCUUUGAUACAAAGAUUGACCAACAUGAUAAAUCCACCUCUCGAUCUGUUGUCACUAUGCGUACGAUGUCUCACAAUGUGGCUCAAGUGUGAUACAUCAAUAAAUCAAGGUUCUGAUUCUUCUGGGCCAAGCAUGAAAAACAAUCAACAUUUGUUGUCCAUCAUCACAGCUAUUUCUAGAAUACAAUUCUUGCCUUUUUCUGAGCAGAAUUUUAUGAAAAGUUUUGAAUCAGCGGCGAAACUCCCUUUGCAUUAUGUAUCAGAACUACCUGCUCCUCUGUAUCCUGGAAUAUUUGGAAAUGUUCUUGCUAAUGUGGAAAGGUCAAAUGGUCGCUAUCCUUUUACUGUGGCCAUUCUCGAUUUAAUUAUUUCGUUGGUAGAAAGAACAAUUGACUGGAAUUCUGAAAUGUUUGAAGACGACAAGAAUUUAAAUUUGAAAUUGAUCAUCGCAGUGAUUGCACCAGCUGUCUUGUAUUUUCUAAGAGAGAUUUUCCCUACAUUUCAUAAAUGGAGACAAGAUCUUGAAACGACAGAUAAAAUAGGUUUAAAAUGUCUCAACCUAUGUCAUAUUAUGCUUCGUUCGUACAAUACAAGAUCGGCCAACAAUGAUGACUUGCAACCUGCAAGCUUAUGGUCUCCUAUUCAACAUAUGACACUAAACAUACUCACUCACUCACAUUCGGUCGAUAUUAUACUCAAGUUGAUCUCAAUACCAGUAGAUGUCCUGCACUCAUUGCUUGCAUCAGAUCCUACAUCACCAAGCGUAGUUUAUUUGAUGGAAAUCAUCAGGUUUGGAUUUUCAGUUUUAAACAAUAUAUUGAGACUUGAAAAUGAUAUUUUGUGUUCAAAUAAAACAAAAGAACAACAAUUUGUCGGAGCAAACAAAGAUGAAGAAAAUAUUGCAUCAUAUUUGCAUUCUGUAUUAUCGACACAUUGCCCUGGAGGACCAAAUUUGGUGUCACUUGUUGCUGGGUAUUUAUAUCAUCAGCAUAAUUCAUCUCUACCAAGAAUAGCUUUAUCUUUACUAAGAAGAAUAUCUGUUGCAGUACCGAUGUCUUUGCAUGCUAGCUUAGGACAAGAUGUUGCAGCUGUUAGAGACAUCCUACUUUCUCGUAUCAAGUCCAGAACUGAGGAUGUUCAUCUUAAAAUUGGGAUUCUUGAAUUCUUACGAAUAUCAGUCCAAACACAACCUGGAUUGUUGGAACUUUUCCUCGAUUUGGAACAAAUUGAUAAAGAUAAUCCUGAUAAGGGUCUAAAACUUGGAAAGUCAAGUUGUCUGUCUGCAGUUUUGGAAUUGAUCAACAAAGAUAUGCAAGGAACAUAUCAGUUACCUGCCGAGUUACACACUGCCUGUGUUAAAUUACUCAAUAGUUUAUGGGUAGAUAGAAGACAUGCAGCUUUGAAGGCAUUGAGGUCUUACUCAACAUCAAGUAAAACCAAAUCUUCAUUCUGGAAUUCUUUUCUUCUUCCAUUAUUCAGCGAUAAUUCUCCGAAAGAAAUUGCUCAGAGUGAUCUAUUAGAAACAUGUGCUCAUAUCUUGAAUACUCUGGGACUUGAAAAUUUCUACACAACACCGUCUGGUAAAGAUCCUGCACUUGAUCCAAUCAUGAAAGAAUUUGCUGAGAAAGACAGAUAUAACCAUUUGUCAAAGGUUAAUGUAUGUGUUUGCAAAACAUUACCGAGAUUGAACAAAGUUGAAUCAGAAAGUAGAUUGAUGUUUGUAGCUGCAUGGAGAACUUUUGUACUUGCCUCUGAUUUGAAAGAUCCAGUGAAAAUAAGAAAAUAUAUAAAUGAUAUUAUGAUGGCUGUCGGUGCUUUGGUUGAGGAAAUCGAGACGCACAGUGGAAUUGUAACUGCACUCAAUCUUACAUCCAGCUUACUUCUAACUCUCCUGCAUAAAUCUCCUAAAACAACUCUGGUAGAUUUUGAAGCUACAGAAAAAAUAUUUUCCAAAAUCGUACAAAUUCUAGAAGAUUUGAAGAAUUCUCAAGAAGAAGUUGAACGUUCACAGAUUUAUCUUCAUGCUAUUUUGCUUCAUCUAUUUGCAAAAUUGAAAGCAAAAGCAGAUGGAAAAAUCAAAUUUUCCAAAUCCAUAUCUAUCUGGUUAAGAAUAUCUUGUUCGAGUCUUCGUCUUGUGCAACGAGAUCAAGAAAAAAGUGAAAAUAAUUUGAAACGAAAUGUGGAGACUUCACUUCUAUUGAUUCAAACAAUUCAAGAAAUAUUUUUGAUGAACAAUACGGAUGAAGAUGUUUCUGCAUCGUGGUUGAAAAUAGUUAUCGAGGAAUCAUCUUUCAAUCUUCUUGGAUCCGUCAUUUUACGAUUAAUCUCAUCUGCACAUCUUGAUGAUGAUGGAAAUGCACUCAGAGCUUCUCUUUCUGUGGCGAUUUUCCGACUUUUUUCGACCGUAUGUAGACAUCACCAAUCAGCACUUGCCAUAUUAAAUACUGGAAUUAUGCCUGAAUUUUGCCUCAAAACUACUAAUACUUACACAGAUACUGCCGCAGCUCAAAAGAAGAACUGGUUGAAUGUUUAUCAUUUAUCAUUAAUUUUGGUUCAAAAUAUGUUGGACGUUCUAUCUCAUAAUUUCUUGGAUCAUGCUUUGGAUUUCAUAGGAGUUCAUAAUGAUAGAAUCAUACAGUGUUUGGAAGCGGUUCGAAUUAAUCAGAGUCCGAGUAUACUUCAAGAAGCAACUUUUACAACAGCUUUGUUGAGUUCGUUAUCAAAAUCGUUUAUAAGAGAAUGGAGAUUCAAAUUAUUACAUUCAUAUCAAUCAUGCAUUGAAAUCGUAGCAAGUUUAUGUCAUUCAUGUGUUGCAAUGCUGUUACGACCUAGACUUCUACAGGAAGCAAUGGAGUUUUCUUCCAAAAAAGAUCAGUCUGUUCAAAUAUCAACAUCUACACUUAAUGCAGCUCGUCAAACAUCAGUGGUUAGUCAGAAGUCUAUUUCACAGGAUGAUUUAGAAUCUGCAUCACCAAAAUUCUUAUCUGCACAAAAAGGUCUUUUCUCCAUACUUGGAAAUUGUCUUGCCAUUUUCAAACAUUUAUCACCAGACUUAUGUCAGAUAUUACUUGACCAAACUGUUGAUCCUGAAGAAUAUCAGCCGAUACUUUCUAUUGGAUUUUCUACUCCAUCACUAGACCAAGUAUCACCACCAACGUUUGGUACUAUUAUCAAUGCAUCUAAUGUUUCGUGGAAAGUUAUAUCACAGUCUGCAACAAACUCUGCUGAAUUGACUGAUAUUGCGACAUAUGUGAUGGACACUGCGCUGACUGUUGCCAUAUCACAAGGAAUGUUACUAUUGAAACAUCCACUGGUAUCCCACAGAGAUAAACAAAGAUUGAGAAGAGAACUCAGAGACGAAUUGAUUUCAUGUCUUAGAAGUGCAAAUCGCCAUUUCCGUCAUUCUUCCGGGGGAGUAACAUCUCCACAAACAAGUCCUUCUGCUGGUUCAAGAUCCACACUGAAAGCGAAAACAUCUUUAACUAAACAAUUUUCAUCAAAAUCACUGCAUCGUUCAUCUUCAACAUCAAUUGACAGAGGAAUGCUGGAUUUGGUUGACGUGUUUGUCAAAGGCGUUCUCAGAUGAUGAAAUAGAAGAAAAAAAAUUGCCCGUUGUUUGAUGAACACUGAUAUUCUCAUUUGUCAGCACUCUUUUCAUGUUCCAAGAGUAGUCUACUUUGUGUGUUUCCUCAUGUUUAUUAUUAUUUUUUCAGAAAUACAAUCUUAGCAUAAAUGAUGUUU
Messenger RNA from Styela clava, 5664 nucleotides. Its product is annotated as nucleoporin NUP188-like. Gene Ontology annotation, molecular function: structural constituent of nuclear pore. The record is from RefSeq and is a predicted model, not a curated record. Lineage: Eukaryota; Metazoa; Chordata; Ascidiacea; Stolidobranchia; Styelidae. Gene Ontology annotation, cellular component: nuclear pore inner ring. Gene Ontology annotation, biological process: RNA export from nucleus; protein import into nucleus.